AUGACGCUAUCUAGUCACGUCGACCCUGAUGAGCUUAUCAAAGCUCUGCGAGACGGCACUCACGAUAGCCUCAAAUCCAACAUCCACACCGAAAACGCCUUUGCCAGUUCAACCCCCUAUUCUACGCGCUAUGCUAGCAAGGAAGCAAUUCCUAAGUUUCGCAUGCCCAUAGAAGGAACGCCUGCAGACGCCGCGGCGCAGAUGCUACGUGACGAGCUGGACCUCGAUGGACGACCCAAUUUGAAUUUGGCUAGCUUCGUUGGAACGUAUAUGGAACGACAGGCGAACGCACUGAUGGCUGAAAAUCUCUCUAAAAAUCUGUCAGACGCCGACGAGUACCCUGCUCUGAUGGCCAUGCAUGCGCGAUGCGUUUCCAUCAUAGCCAGUCUUUGGAACGCGCAGCCAAACGAAAAAGCGAUUGGUUCUGCAACUGUCGGAUCGUCUGAAGCAAUCAUGCUUGGGGGCAAGGCAAUGCAGCGCCGAUGGCAGGAAAAACGAAAGGCGGCUGGGAAGGACAUUUCUCGGCCCAAUAUUCUCAUGGGUGCCAAUGCACAGGUAGCCCUGGAGAAGUUCGCUCGAUACUUCGAUGUGGAGGCACGUAUUUUGGACGUUUCUGAGAAGAGCAACUUUGGUCUCGAUCCGGAAUCGGUGCGCAAAAACAUCGAUGAAAAUACUAUUGGUGUCUUUGUCAUUCUAGGCUCCACCUACACUGGCCAUUAUGAGCCUGUGGAAGAGAUUUCGAAGAUUUUGGAUGAAUAUGAAGCAGAGACUGGCCAUGAUAUCCCGAUUCACGUCGAUGGAGCGAGCGGUGGUUUCAUUGCACCUUUCGCAUAUGCAGGUGGUGGACAGAAGUGGAACUUUGAGCUUCCUCGAGUCAAAUCAAUCAACACCUCAGGUCACAAAUUUGGACUUGUGUAUGCUGGCUUGGGUUGGAUCAUCUGGCGUGAUCAGUCCUACCUACCCAAAGACUUGGUCUUUGAGUUGCACUACCUUGGAGGCACCGAAGAGUCUUAUACACUCAACUUCUCGAGGCCAGGAGGACAGGUGAUCGGGCAGUACUACAACCUCAUUCAUCUUGGAUUCAACGGAUACCGCGAUAUCAUGGAGAACUGUCUGGCAAACGCACGUCUGCUAAGUAUAGCUCUGGAAAAGACCGGCUGGUUCACGUGUGUUAGCAGUAUCCAUCGCAAGAAAACUAUAAAAGCAGCCAAGAACAAGGUGCUUGGUAAAGGGCAGGAGACCUCUGCCGACUACGUCGCCGGACUACCUGUCGUAGCUUUUCGAUUCUCCGACGAGUUCCAGAAGGAGUAUCCUCACGUGAAGCAGGAGAGUGUCAGUAUUUUGUUGCGAGCGAAGCAAUACAUUAUUCCCAAUUAUCCACUUCCCCCGACUGCGAACAAUAUCGAAAUCUUGCGUGUGGUGGUUCGAGAGAGCAUGAGCGCUGAUCUCCUUGAAUGCCUGAUAGCAGACAUCGUUGCCGUUACAGAGAGAUUGGUCCAGUCAGACCCCGUCGACCUGUCUACACUCCAGACCCAAGCCCAUAGAACUCGUGUCGAGCGACGACGUAAUCGCUCUGGAAAGCACGGACAACAGGCUCAAAAUAAAUCCCCUCGUUGGAUGACGAGGGUGCAUAAGUCGUCACCCCUCGAUGGAUCGGAUCAUCGUACUUUCAACGACCCAGGAAAAUCAUUAUACGAAGAAUUUCAACAGAUUAGCGCUCCAGUUGGAGUCGAUCCACGUCAGCAUCUGGCCGUCUGGCUCUAUUUGUGUUCCUCGUGUCCGCAAAGGGAGGAAACGCUGGAACAACUCAUGGUAUACUGCUACAUAUUGUCAUAUAACAACGACUGGCUCUCAGAUCCGACGUCAGUGCAUCUAGGCUCUCGAUGGGCUCCUAACCCGGUCACGGGCACUUUUAGACUUGAUGCGCAUGCUCAUGCUCAUUGA
Messenger RNA from Talaromyces marneffei, 1944 nucleotides. RefSeq lists its product as uncharacterized. Lineage: Eukaryota; Fungi; Ascomycota; Eurotiomycetes; Eurotiales; Trichocomaceae. The transcript has 8 exons. Gene Ontology annotation, molecular function: glutamate decarboxylase activity; pyridoxal phosphate binding. The record is from RefSeq and is a predicted model, not a curated record. The coding region runs from base 1 to 1944 and encodes 647 amino acids. Gene Ontology annotation, cellular component: cytosol. Gene Ontology annotation, biological process: L-glutamate catabolic process.